Molecule: messenger RNA, 588 nt
Organism: Phragmites australis (common reed)
Lineage: Eukaryota; Viridiplantae; Streptophyta; Magnoliopsida; Poales; Poaceae
Product: AT-rich interactive domain-containing protein 6-like
Exons: 2
Coding region: 1-588 (195 amino acids)
Biological process (GO): regulation of transcription by RNA polymerase II
Cellular component (GO): nucleus
Molecular function (GO): DNA binding
Source: RefSeq, a predicted model, not a curated record
AUGUUGCAAGCGGAAGUUGGGGACGAGCCCUCGCCGCACGCAGAAGGCGAGGCGCAGUCAGCUGCUGAUGUCCCCAUGGAUGAUGCCACGUCGGCAGAAGAGGAGAAAUUCGUCGAGGGUGAGGGUGGCUCGGCCGGGGCUGCCGGCGCUGUCGAUUCUGUGAAGGGUUCAGCGGACCUAGAAGUAGCGAUCCCGGAGGAGGGGGAUGGGGAGGAGCAAAGCAAUGAUGCGGCGGCUGAUUCGGUUGGUGAGACUGAGAAAUUGGAGAACGGGAGUGGGCAUGCGAAGGUGGACGGCAAGGAGGGUGGCGGCUCACUGGAGGAGGGAGGCGUGGAUGGUCAGAAUCAGCCUACUGAGAACCAGCUUAUACUGGUGCCGACUGGGGAGGACCAGGCACUGUCCAAGAUCUCCAACAACUCCUUCAUGUUAGAUUCCACCCAAGGCGGUCAAGACUCAGGGACCGAGGAGGAGCAGGCUGCUUUCAUGAAGGAGCUCCAGCAGUUCUACAGGGAGAAUAUGAUGGAGUUCAAGCCCCCGAAAUUUUACAAAGGGCUCAGUUGUGGAGACAACUGGAUUGGGUGGCUAUGA